Talaromyces stipitatus ATCC 10500 is the source of this 2463-nucleotide messenger RNA. RefSeq names its product transcription factor TFIIIB complex subunit Brf1, putative. Gene Ontology annotation, biological process: DNA-templated transcription initiation; transcription preinitiation complex assembly; transcription by RNA polymerase III. Gene Ontology annotation, molecular function: RNA polymerase III general transcription initiation factor activity; TBP-class protein binding; RNA polymerase III type 3 promoter sequence-specific DNA binding. NCBI's taxonomy places the organism in Eukaryota, Fungi, Ascomycota, Eurotiomycetes, Eurotiales, Trichocomaceae. The transcript has a single exon. The record is from RefSeq and is a predicted model, not a curated record. Bases 1 to 2256 code for a protein of 751 amino acids. Gene Ontology annotation, cellular component: transcription factor TFIIIB complex; transcription preinitiation complex; nucleus.
AUGCCUCUUGUCAAACCGCCUGUGCAGCCACGGUCGCGACAGCCCGUAAGCAGGCUGCACAGCAUCAAACCACCUCAAUCAGGGGGUAUACCACUCAAACGUCCUCAGGGGAUACCAGUUCCACGAGUCGGCAGUGUUGGCAGUAGUAGUACUAGCAAUGCAGCAGCAGCAGCACUACCAUCACCACUAAAAAGACCAGAAAACAAAAAGCCAGCAGAAACUUGCCCUAACCCAAACUGUCCUGAUCCUCGCAUCAUUCGUGAUGAGGAAAUGAAGGUCUGUGAGACCUGUGGUGCGGUCGUGAGUGAGGAUCAUCUCGUCUCCGAGAUCAGCUUUGGAGAGACCUCGGCCGGUGCAGCGGUUGUUCAGGGAUCGUAUGUCGGUGCCGAUCAGACUCAUACCCGGAGCAGUGGGCCGGGUUUCCAUCGCGGAGGAGGUAUGGAAAGUCGUGAAAUUACGGAGCAGAAUGGUGCCCGCUAUAUUCAGCAGAUGGCUCUUGCGUUGGAUAUUCCGGAAAGUGCGCAAAAGGCUGCUGGUCAGGUGUUUAAAUUGGCGGUCGGCUUGAAUUUUAUUCAGGGUCGACGGACCAAGACCGUUGCGGCUGUGUGUUUGUAUAUUGCCUGUCGACGCCAGCCGGGGAAUACGGUUAUGUUGAUUGAUUUGUCGGAUGUGUUGAUGAUCAACGUUUUCAAAGUCGGUCGCGCGUAUAAGAUGUUGCUGGAAGAAUUGCGACUCGGUGGCACUGUCUUCACUAUGAACCCGGUUGAUCCUGAGAAUUUGAUUUUGCGAUUUGCCAGGCAACUUGAAUUCGGUAACAAGACGAUGCAUGUUGCGAAAGAAGCUGCGAGAAUUGUGCAACGUAUGAAUCGUGACUGGAUGACAACCGGACGUCGUCCAGCGGGAAUUUGUGGUGCAGCUCUGAUUCUAGCGGCACGAAUGAACAAUUUUCGACGUACUGUCCGAGAAGUUGUUUACGUUGUCAAGGUCACUGAGGUGACCAUCAACCAACGACUGAACGAGUUUAGUUCCACGGAUAGCGGUGAUCUUACAGUCGACCAGUUUCGAUCGGUUCAUUUGGAGACUGCACAUGAUCCUCCGUCUUUCAAUCCCAAGAAGAAAGAAGGCCGAAAAAGAAAGGCGAAAGUAGUAGACACUGCAGCAGAAAUCGAAGAGUCUGAAUCAGAGACAGAGACAGAAGCUCAGCCCGCACCACCACCGGCAAAGCGACCGCGUGUCGAUGCAGAUGGCUUUGCUAUUCCUGAAAUUCCUAUAGAUCCAGCAUUGACAGCUGAGACUUAUCAGAUUGCAUUAGAUCAAGACACCAUAUCCAACAUCGAGGCGGAACUUUUAGCAAAGUCAGUCCUCGAGAGUGAGCAAGAACAAACAUCGAAGAAAGGAAAAAAGAAACAACUAGUACCGGAACCAACACCUGAAGAACUUGCGUCGGAAGAAGCUCUCGAAAAUGAAAUGCAUCAAUUCCUGGCUAAUGGUUCCGACAUGGUGGAAGCUGCAACGGCGAAGAUGCCAGUCACAGCAACAGCAGCGGCGGCACCAACAACUAUAAAGGCUAGGGCACCGAUCUCGGAUAAUGUUGAGAUUGAAGCCUCUGAAUUCGAGUCCGACCCGGAAGUCGCAAACUGUCUUCUCUCACCGGCAGAAGUUGAAAUCAAAGAACGGAUCUGGGUCCAUGAAAACCGAGACUAUCUCCGCACGCAGCAAGCAAAAGCUCUAAAGCGGGCAUUGUCCCAAGGCGAAGACGACGGCACUACACAGAAAAAGCCACGAAAGCGGCGCAAAGGCAGAUUGGGCGACGUUACCUAUUUACAAGGUGAAGACGGGAAAGGUAGUCGCGCAUCUACACCGGCGGAAGCGACAAGACUCAUGCUUGAGCAGCGAGGAUACAGUAAGAAGAUUAACUAUAAGAUGUUAUUCGACUUGUACGGCGAUGAAGGUGCGGCUGAGGCCGAGAAGGCAGAGGCACAGAGACAAAGUCGAAGUCAGAGCGUGGCAUCAGAAGCGGCUUCUGCAGUAUCUUCUGCUAAUAUCAAACCUCUGAUCGCGUCUACCAUAACACCCAAGAUCACCACAUCGAGUCAAGGUGGAUUCAACGAAGCGGAUUACGAUGACGAGGAGGAUGAUGCAGAGGGAGUGGAGGCGGGUGGUGAGGACCGGGAUGAUGAUCAGGACAUUGAGAAUGCCUUUGCUGGGAAUUAUGAUGAAGAUGAUUAUUAUGAGGGCAGCGAUUAUGAGUAUUAGCCAUAUUAUUUUCAUCAUUAUAGUGUAUGUCAAUAACAUUAGUACCUUCUAUCAUGUCGAUUUCAUUGGUAAGAAAGACUUGUUCUCAUCAUGUUUCAGUUUCGUGUAUGCUGUCGACGUUUCAACCAUGAAACGUCAAAGAUGCCAAUUGACAAUCGCCAAUACAGUAUACCCUGGUUAUAACGGAAUGAAGGCCUCUCCAUAUUU